Molecule: messenger RNA, 2757 nt
Organism: Dermatophagoides farinae (American house dust mite)
Lineage: Eukaryota; Metazoa; Arthropoda; Arachnida; Sarcoptiformes; Pyroglyphidae
Biological process (GO): negative regulation of DNA-templated transcription
Cellular component (GO): nucleus
Source: RefSeq, a predicted model, not a curated record
UUUCUUUCCAAAAUAUAUCAUGACCAUUGAUCAUUGAUUCGUCGUUCUCUUCACGUCAUACACACCGUUAUUAUUUGGAUUUUAGUCAUCGUGCUGCAUUGAUCGUUUUUUGUUUGAUUUUUGUUCUGGUUUGAAUUUCUUUAAAAUUAUUGAAUGGCAUAAUAUUCUGGAUUCGUUUCUGUUUCACGAAAAAAAAAUUCUUCCAUUGUGCUUUUGCACUGUGUGUGUGUGUGUGUGCCUAUGUUUGUCAUGCUAAUGUUACAAUAACAACAUAUUUUGUUUUUUCUCAUUGAAUUUUCGUCAAAAAAUAUUCUCAUUCUUGUUAUUCAUUUUGAUGAAAAAUUUCUAAUCUUAUUUCUCUGUAUGCCAAUGUGUACGAGCAGCCAAAAUAGUGAUACUGAAAUAACGUCAACAACAACAAAAACAUCAUUCAAAUCGACGAAAAACAACUAUUCGGUAAAAUCGAUAAAUUCAAAUUCUCAUUCAACAUCGACAAUAAUAAUAAAUAAAUUUAAUAUGCUCACCUCAACAACAACGGCAUCCGCCAAUCAAUACCUCAGACCGGAAUAUCUUCCACCGGUUUCAAGUCCGUUGGACGCAAAUAAAAGUCCAUUGGCAUUAUUAGCUAAAACCUGUUCAAGCAUUGGUGUUGAUAGUCCUAAUCUAAAAUCAUUGAAUGGUUCGACAAAUAAUUCAUCCGGAUCAUCAUCAUCAUCAACAUCAUCGAAUGGUUCUUUCUCGAAUAAUGAUUCUAAUGUAACAAUGAAUAAUAAUAAUCGACGAACGACACCAAAAACAAAAUCCACAUCAUCAUCAAAUGAUUAUUUUCUAGAUUCUAGUUCUCAUCAUCAUAAUCAUCAUCACAAUAAUAAUAAUAAUAAUCAUCAUCAUCAUUCAAAGCUCAAUUUCAAGCCUUAUGAAACUAAUCAUCAUCAUCAUAGAAAAUUAACAAAUGAACGAGAUAAAUCAACAUCAUCACCAUUGAAAUCAUUAACGCCAAAUUCUUCAAAUAAUAAUAAAGUGCCAUCACCAUCGUCGGAAAAUAAUAAUAAAACUUCGUCAUCAACAUCAUCGGCACAACCGCUCAGUUAUACUAGUUUAGGUCUACCCGAUAUGCAUAAAGAUUCAUUGGCUGCAUUCUAUAAAGCUUAUGGAUUUUUAGCACCAAAUUGUUGCCCAACAACGACACCUGGCUCACCAUAUCCAUCAUUAAUGCCGCCACCAAUAGCAUUGGAUAAAACCGGUGCCUAUCCAUCGAUAUAUCCACCAACACCACCAGCGACGGCUGCUGCUGCUUUAGCAGCUUAUAAUUAUUCACAACGAGUUAAAGGAAUGAUGCCCGCUACCGGUGCUGUUUCAAAUCCACAUUGUCGUGAUCCUUAUUGUGCUGGACAAUGUGGUCCACUUCAACAUAAUAGUCAACAUCAUCCAUUAGCAUUGGUGGCCUUAGCAUCAUCUUCUGCAUCUUCGACAUCAACAACACCUCCAUCGGCUGCUGCUACCGGUACAAACCAUAGGGUUGACACCAAUGGCCAUUCUUCUUCACAAGCCGUUGCAUCAAAUGGCACAUCAUCGGCGGUUGGAAAUAAUUCAACUCAAUCAUCAUCAAACACACCAUGUACACCUGCAACAUGUCCAAAUGGUUGUAAUCAAUGUGAACAUCAACGUUAUUUGGCUACGUUAGCUGCUGUAUAUGGAAAUUCAUUUGCCGCUUUAGGCACCGGAUACGGUGUUCUGCAAUCACCAUCGGCAGCAGCAGCGGCAAGUAAUGCCUAUGCAUCAUCAUUGGCUGCUGCAGCCGCAUUACAACAACAUCAUCAACGUAUGAUGGCUGCUGCAGCUUUAGCCGCUUCAGCAGCACCAACCGCCACAGCAGGAAAUGUGUGCAAUUGGAUAAUUGGUGAUAAUCAUCAUUGCGGAAAACGUUUCAAUAAUAGUGAAGAAUUAUUACAACAUCUAAAAACGCACACAUCAUCAACGGCAACAAAUAAUUUGAAUGAUACAUCCUCAUCGGCUAAUAAUAGUCGUAAUCCAAGUUCAUCGUCACCAUCAAUAAACAAUCAACAGCAACAUUCACCAUCGAUAACCGGAACACCAUCACCAUCGGCUGGUAGUCGUGCAGGAACAGCUUCAAUUAAUGGAUCAUCAUCAUCUACGGCCAGUCCAUCACCAUCAUCUCAUCAUCAUCAUAGUAAUCAUCGUUAUCAUCCUUAUUCAAAAUCAAUGAAUUUAUCGAAUGGUAAUAAUACAGUUACUACAUCAUCAGCUUCAGGUACAACCAAUGUUUCAUCAGCAUCGGCACUCCCUCUCACAGUGGCACCAACAUCGGCAGCAUCAUUAUUUGGCCUAAACGGUACUACGACGAAUGGCGUUGGUCUUGGACCAUAUGGCCAUCAUAAUCCUCAUCAACAUCCACAUUUAACAGGAACGACACCAUCACCAUUUACGGCUGCAGCAGCAGCUGCAGCGGCUGCUGCUGCUGGUUUACCAUCACCAUCUCCAUCAAAUUUUUAUUAUCCAUUUAUAGCGCCACCAAAUUUUCUUGCCGGUCGUAUUGGACCACCGGUACCACCAUAAAAUGCACACACACACACACACACACAAACACACCAACAAUACAACAUUAAUUGCCUUUCUAAUUGUUUGUAUUCUCUCGCCAUAUUGAUCUUAUAGUUUUUUGGAUUGAUUAAUUGAUCAUUGAUGAUGAUUGUAAAAGCCUGAUUUUUUUUCUCAUUAUUUUCAAUUUGUAAAAUAUUU